AUGGGGUCGCCGGCAACGCACCAGCGGCAGCACAGGGCCAUCAUCAUCAUCAUCAUCAGCAGCAGCAGCAGCAGCAGCAGCAGCAGCAGCAGCAGCAGCCGGAGCGGCAGCAGCCGAGAGGGCGGCAGAAGGCCAACCAGCGAGAUCGCAACGGCGCGGCUGCGCAAGUUCAGCUACACGAGGAUCAAGUGCCGCAACUGGGAGUCCGCGGGCGUGGCGGCCGCCGCUGCGGUGGAGGCGUCCGCGCAGCUCGCGAGCCAAGACGGGGCGCUCCUCAUCUUCCAGCCGGAGCAGCCGCGGGAGCUGUCGGCGCCGCGCGACCCCUUUGUUCUGUGGCUGAUCGCCGCGGCGGUGCCCUGGGGGGAGCUGCCAGAGUGCGACUACCUCGCAUGCAGGCCCGCCACCGACGCGGCGAUGUUGGCGGACGCGGUCGCCGGCAUGAUCGACAGAGAGGGGUUCACGCAGUUGCGCAUCUCCACGGCGUCGGAGGCCCCUAAGGCGCUGCUGGCGAUGGCGGAGGCGCGCGAGUGGCUGCGGCUGUACCGGGUGAAGGACUUUGCCGUGGUGGCAGAGCCGCAGGAGCAGCAGGAAUCGCCGCCGCAGGAGGGGCAGCAGCAGCGGGCACAGCAGGGGCAGAAGCAGGCACAGCAGGGGCAGCAGCAGCAGCAGCAGCAGCAGCAGCAGCAGCAGCAGCAGCAGCAGCAGCAGCAGCAGCAGCAGCAGGGGCAGCAGGAGGCACAGCAGGACCAGCAGCAGCAGGAACAGCAAGACGAGCAGCAGCAACAGCAGCAGCACACUGACGGCGAACAGUGGGCUCUGACCCUGACGCUGCUGGAGUGCAAAUGGAAUUGUAUGACCUAUUUCAAGUACUGA
Molecule: messenger RNA, 873 nt
Organism: Monoraphidium neglectum
Lineage: Eukaryota; Viridiplantae; Chlorophyta; Chlorophyceae; Sphaeropleales; Selenastraceae
Exons: 5
Coding region: 1-873 (290 amino acids)
Source: RefSeq, a predicted model, not a curated record